GGGUUUCGCGAAGUAUCACAUGCUUUCUGCAGCGUGACCACGGAACGGGAAGCUGGGUGAUUGUGUGUUUAUCACUGGAGCUGUAUUAUGUUGCGUCCCAAGGCUUUGACCCAGGUUCUGAGUCAGGCGAAUACGGGGGGCGUGCAGAGCACCCUACUUUUGAACAAUGAAGGUUCUCUACUUGCGUAUUCUGGCUACGGUGACACAGAUGCCAGAGUUACAGCUGCUAUUGCUAGCAACAUUUGGGCUGCCUAUGAUAAGAAUGGACACCAGGCCUUCAACGAGGACAAUCUUAAAUUCAUCCUUAUGGACUGCAUGGAAGGCCGUGUGGCAAUUACAAGAGUGUCCAACUUGCUGUUGUGCAUGUAUGCCAAAGAGACUGUUGGGUUUGGAAUGCUGAAGGCCAAGGCCCAGGCACUGGUGAAUUAUUUGGAGGAACCGCUCAACCAGGUUUCGGCAUCGUAAGAAGAACUUACAGAGAUUACAGGGAACAAUUAACUUAUAGAGAAGCUGUUCAGAAGGCUGCAAAUACAGCAUGCUGAUACAUGAAGGACUGUGUCCAUUUAUUAAAUAGAAUCUGUUAAAUGUAAUUUGCUACCUCUGCUAACCACAAUAUGUAGCCAAAGUGGCUAGCAAAUGCAUUGCAAAAGCAUAUGUUCCUGUCUUAUUUGGGCGCACAAAGGGUUAGUUACCAUAUAUGUAUUUUGUCCGCUUUACUAACUGAUGCUUUACAUUUCUGUUUAGGACAGACUAAUUGUCAGUGUAUGCUCGGCAUUCAAAUUGAAUAUUAUGAAAUAGGAAUAUAGUUCCGUAAAUAACUUUUUUUUACCACUAAACAUUUAAUACAUUUUAUUCUAUAUCCGUUCUUAAGAUUCAAACUGGUUAAGUAAAUGGGUUAUUUAUUAUUAUGUUAAAAAUCAAGAAGAUAUUGUUUUGCAGUGAAACCUUAAAUACCACAUGUUUAAAUAUAUAGAUAAUUAUUGGGUUGAUCCCUUUUAUAGGUUUCUUAGAGUGAAGCAAAGAGGAUGUUUGUGUCUUUUAAAAAAAAAAAAUUAAUUGCAUACUGUAGUAUUCAUUAAGCACAAUAUUUCCAGCUGCUAGUUAAAUGCCUUAUGAAUUAAGUUUGUUACUUUUUGCAACAUUGAUUCAUGGUAAAUCCAUUGGGACAUUAAAAUAAUAAAGAAAAAUCACACCUACAGAAGAACAUUAUUUAGAUGUUACAUUUAUUUUCCACAAAAAAAGGGUUAAAACUGUUAUAUUGAUUUUGAGACAAACAGGAAGUGCACUUUGGUGAACAGUGACACACCCAUGAAAAAAGCCCUAAAUCUGUAAUACAUUUUAAAUGCCCACUAUCCGACACAGCAAAGAGAAAAAAAUAUGUGUUAAUGUCCCUUUAACCCUUUUAUUGCUUGAAGGAUUAUAUUGUAUUCAGCGAUAAUGGAGUUUUGAGGGGAUAGUGUUUGUUUAAGGGAACUUUCAUGCUGAUAUUUUCUGCAUAUAUAAAAACAAGUCCUGUUUUGCCUCUAAUUUUGUGACAUUUUGGAAGUGCUGUUCACCCCUUGCUUCUUUAUACUUUAUUGUACUGUUCACUUACAGCACAGGAGCUGGUAAAACAAUGUAGUUUGCAAAUUGUCUUGGUCCGCAGAUGUGCUUACUGCUAUAAACUUAUAUAAUGUACUGAUGCUAUUUUUUCAGAAUAAAAUAAAGAAACAUUA
This is a messenger RNA of Bombina bombina (fire-bellied toad), 1715 nucleotides long. It is a transcript of the gene LAMTOR2, whose product is annotated as late endosomal/lysosomal adaptor, MAPK and MTOR activator 2. Gene Ontology annotation, molecular function: guanyl-nucleotide exchange factor activity; molecular adaptor activity. NCBI's taxonomy places the organism in Eukaryota, Metazoa, Chordata, Amphibia, Anura, Bombinatoridae. The coding region runs from base 88 to 465 and encodes 125 amino acids. The record is from RefSeq and is a predicted model, not a curated record. The transcript is spliced from 4 exons. Gene Ontology annotation, biological process: positive regulation of TOR signaling; cellular response to amino acid stimulus. Gene Ontology annotation, cellular component: Ragulator complex.